ACCCCCUCCCCCAGUCUCCCGGCGGCGGCCUAGCUCUUCCUUCCACUCCAGAAACACCAAACGACUUUUCUUCUUUCCCACGCCACCAGAGACAUACAAAAACACACAACACAACCUAGCUACAUAGAACGCUAGUAACUUUUUACUGAUCUCGCAAAUAUUGCAUUUUCUUCUUCUCAUGGAUAAUAGACGACGAAAUAGGUAGCUAACUAAGAAAGUAGGGCUGGUGUUUCGGACGGAUUUUACACGGGGGGGACAAGAGGAGAAACUUUUAUGUGCGUGCGUGUUUCAGCAAACUUCUGCAACGCACAACUUUUCAUUGUUGUCGUUUUCCCUUUCAUUUGGAGGAGAUAAAUAGCUAUUUUUACCACAGCAUAUCAUUAUUUGUGGAUGUAACUUUUUUGAAGCGUCGAGGUGGGUUGUUGCUUGUUUUUCAACCCCAAAAGACGCGACAAGGAACGAGGGGUACAACUCAAGGAAUCGACCAGGUAGCUAGUUAGCUUAGCAUGGCUAGCUAACGUUAGCUAGCUAACAAAAUGAACAGUCGUUGAAUGCUUAUUUUUCGCAGAGUUUGUAACAACUCGUCUUGUUUGUGGAUAAACUCAUUACUGUCAUCGGGAAUCCAAUAAGAAUUGCGUUUUAGCUCUGUGACUAUCAAAGUUAUCUAGCUAGCUUAGGGGUUUAAGAGGAUAUUUUGGAACUCGGCAGGAUAUUUUCCAAACGGAGUAAGAGCACUUCCACCGCAAGAUAAGGAGUGUUUUUAGAAAUUCAAGAUGCCGCAGCUAGACGGGGGAGGAGGAGACGAUUUGGGAGCCAACGACGAGCUGAUCUCUUUUAAAGAUGAGGGGGAGCAGGAGGAAAAGACUGCCGAGAAUGUGUCCUCUGAGCGGGACCUGGACGAUGUCAAGUCGUCUCUGGUCAAUGAGACCGAGAACAACAGCAGUUCGUCUGACUCCGAGGCAGACAGUCACAGACGUAGCCAGCAGCACAGACCCGAUUGGGAGAGCUAUGCCAGGCAGAGGGAGUUCUUUGCUGAAGCUUUGAGGAGACAACAACACGACAGUGGGUUGUUCAAGGCAUCACCUUAUGCUGGCUAUCCUUUCCUGAUGAUUCCUGACCUGGGUAACCUAGCCAACCUGGGUCACCUGGGCAACCCCUACCUGUCUCCAGGAGGCCUCUCACCCGGGGCCAGGACGUAUCUGCAGAUGAAGUGGCCCUUGCUUGAUGUUCCUGGAACGUCUGCCUUAAAAGACCCUCGCUCCCCCUCCCCUGCUCACCUGUCCAAUAAGGUACCAGUUGUGCAGCACAGUCACCUGCCCCCAUUCUCCCCCCUCCUGUCCUACAGUCCAGACCCCUUCCCUCCGCGGACACCCCCUCCUCACCUCUCACCUGACACGGGUGUUCCUCGAACCCCCCACCCAGCAGAGCUCUCUCCAUACUAUCCUCUCUCUCCUGGAGGCAUGGGACACAUUACACACCCUCUGGGCUGGUUGCAGGGCCAGUCCAUGUAUGGUAUCCCAGCAGGAGGGUUUAGACCGUCCUACCCUGCAGCUCUUGCCAUGAACCCUUCCAUGUCCAGCUUGGUGUCCAGUCGUUUCUCGCCCCACAUGGUCCAGCCCCCCCAGACCUCUGUUCCCCACCCUGCCAUUGUGUCCACAGCAAUCAAACAGGAACCAAGAGAAGGAAACCAGCAUGGGAGGUGUGCUGGGUCUAUAGGGGACAGGGAGAAGGAAGAGGAGAGGAAGCCACAUGUGAAGAAGCCCCUCAAUGCCUUCAUGCUGUACAUGAAGGAGCAGAGACCCAAGGUGGUGGCAGAGUGUACCCUGAAGGAGAGCGCCGCCAUCAACCAGAUACUGGGCCGCAGGUGGCACUCUUUGUCCCGUGAGGAGCAGUCCAAGUACUAUGAUCUGGCCCGCAAAGAGAGGCAACUCCACUCCCAACUCUACCCUGGAUGGUCAGCCAGAGACAACUACGGCAAGAGGAAGAAGAGGAAGAGAGACGGCAGGCCAGAGUCUGUCCCCGAGGGCCAAACAACACACACCCAGUCUGCAGCCUCCGAGGAGCACGGGGAGCAACUGCCCAAGAAGUCCUGUGUGUCCUACGGAGGUCAGGAGAGGCCCAGUGUGUCUCACACACACCUGUCCCACACACACCUGUCCCAGGCUAGCCCUGCCUCCUCUCUGGACUCUCCAGCCACGCCCACCACUGCUCUGGCCUCUCCUGCAGCCCCGGCGCCCACGCACACUGAACACACACACAUUCAGUCAGAACACACACACCCAGAGCAGGUCCAGCCCCUCUCCCUCACCACCAAACCUCCUCGUCCGCACUCCCACCGGGACGCUCAUGGUCAGAUUCACACCCACAUCCAGUCUCACACACACCCACACUUAUUCACUCACACACACCUGCCCCCACCCCCUGCCCCUAAGACCUCUUCGUCUCCAUCUCCCUCCUCAUCUUCCCCCUCUUCCUCUCAUCCACCUUUCUCUCCCCACAUGAGCUCUAGCAAGCAGAUUCCACCGCUUUUGUCUCGACCAAUCCCCUUUGCUUCUGGCUUAGCUCCUCCCACCUCCAUCCACCAAUCAACAAUGAGGUCCCAUCAUGCCAUACUCCAGUCCCAACCUCUCUCUCUUGUCACCAGAAAUAAUCAUUGAAAGCCCAAAGACGCUAACCACAUAUCUAGGAUCAGAUUUGAUUAAGCCCUGUCCCAACCUUAAACAUCACACUAACCCUUUACACACAGGUCUAGGAAUAGAUUCCUAUACUCAAACAGACCUAGGAUCAGAUUCCUACACUCAAUCCACAGAUCUAGGAUCAGAUUCCCAUACUCAACCCACAGAUCUAGGAUCAGAUUCCUAUACUCAACCCACAGAUCUAGGAUCAGAUUCCUAUACUCAACCCACAGAUCUAGGAUCAGAUUCCUAUACUCAACCCACAGACCUAGGAUCAGAUUCCUACACUCAAUCCACAGACCUAGGAUCAGAUUCCUACACUCAAUCCACAGACCUAGGAUCAGAUUCCUAUACUCAACCCACAGACCUAGGAUCAGAUUCCUAUACUCAAUCCACAGAUGUAGGAUCAGAUUCCUAUACUCAAUCCACAGAUCUAGGAUCAGAUUCCUAUACUCAAUCCACAGAUCUAGGAUCAGAUUCCUAUACUCAACCCACAGAUCUAGGAUCAGAUUCCUAUACUCAACCCACAGAUGUAGGAUCAGAUUCCUAUACUCAACCCACAGAUGUAGGAUCAGAUUCCUAUACUCAAUCCACAGAUCUAGGAUCAGAUUCCUAUACUCAAUCCACAGAUGUAGGAUCAGAUUCCUAUACUCAAUCCACAGAUGUAGGAUCAGAUUCCUACACUCAAUCCACAGAUGUAGGAUCAGAUUCAUUUAUGCCCAUUCCCAACCUUAAGUAUCACACUACCCCUGUCUACAGAUCUAUGAUCAGAUUCCAAAACACCCACUCUGACCCAUAAUAAUGGGUAGAUGGAAAAACUGAGUAGGAGACCAAGUAGGAAAGAAGGAUCUCUAAUCAGGGCAGGGGUAAACAACUCCUUGAAGGCAACCUGAUUUCCAGGCUUUAGCUCCAGCGAUACAUUCAUUUUGAAUUAGUGCUUGAAUGGUGGUUUAAGUUAAGGUCAUCAUUAGUGGAUUUGCUUAAUCAUGUUAGUGCUGGGUUUGAAUGAAAAGCAUCCAGCACCCCAAAGCCCCCGAUGCCUGAAGAUUAGAAUCCACUUCUGCCUACUCUCCUUUUUUACCUCUUAUCUAGUCUGUAAAUAAACUGUUUAACCUUUUAUAGAUAGUAGACCUGCUUUUAUAUUAGUAUGAAAAGGAAAUUAUUGGUCAAUAUUUGACCUCAUCUCUUUUUAACUUGUCUUUAUGAAACUUAACAUUUUUAGUCAGAUUUUUGCGUUUUGCAGAAUCUUACAAUUUUUCAAUGUCCAAUUUGCUACUUGUAUAAAAGACAAAAUUGUAAAAGUAAUUUUUUUAUAAAGAAAAAUAGAUUAAAUGUGUUUCUUUCUGUCUACACUCCGUAGCCAGAUUAUUUGCUACACCCAUUUGCCUCCAGAUCAGCAUGACUUAUUGGGGUAUGGAAUUUUCUGUUUCCAGAAACAUUCAACAGGGAUAUUUUUCCUUCCAGACACGUUGGCAUCAGAAGGUCGCCACGCAUUAAGUGGCAGUAUAUUCAUGCUGCAAGUAACAUUUCUAUUUCAUUCCAAAUAUGCUCUAUUGGGCUGAGGUCUGGGGACUGUUCUGGCUACACAAGUAAACAGAACUCGCUGUCAUGUUCCUGGAACCAUUCUCAGAAAAUACCUGCACGGCGCAUUAUCCUGCUGGAAGGAUCCCUCUGACAGACUGUAGCCAUGAAGGGAUGCACCUGGCCAGUAACAAUGUUCAUGGACGCUGUGGUGUUUGAAUGUUACGCAGUUGGUAUCAAGGGACUGAACGUGUGGAAAACAUUACCCACACCAUUACAUCACCACCACCAGCCUGUGCUGUGGACUCCAGGCAGGAUAGAUCUAUGGACUCAAGCUGCUUGUGCCAAAUCCUGACCCCACCAUCUGCAUAAAGCAGCUGGAACCUGGAGUUGUUUUUCAGUUGUACAUAGUUGCUUAUCCCUUGCCUACUGGAGUGCUUCUACAUACUUUUUUUUUUUUU
Esox lucius (northern pike) is the source of this 4657-nucleotide messenger RNA. It is a transcript of the gene tcf7l1a, whose product is annotated as transcription factor 7 like 1a. NCBI's taxonomy places the organism in Eukaryota, Metazoa, Chordata, Actinopteri, Esociformes, Esocidae. Gene Ontology annotation, biological process: regulation of transcription by RNA polymerase II; canonical Wnt signaling pathway. The transcript has 12 exons. Gene Ontology annotation, cellular component: beta-catenin-TCF complex. Gene Ontology annotation, molecular function: RNA polymerase II cis-regulatory region sequence-specific DNA binding; DNA-binding transcription factor activity, RNA polymerase II-specific. The record is from RefSeq and is a predicted model, not a curated record. The coding region runs from base 774 to 2657 and encodes 627 amino acids.